This is a messenger RNA of Mercenaria mercenaria, 635 nucleotides long. RefSeq lists its product as uncharacterized. The record is from RefSeq and is a predicted model, not a curated record. The transcript is spliced from 4 exons. Bases 258 to 635 code for a protein of 125 amino acids. NCBI's taxonomy places the organism in Eukaryota, Metazoa, Mollusca, Bivalvia, Venerida, Veneridae.
AAACACGCGAUAUUGGCGUUUCAAAUUUUUCCACGGUCUUUCAAUUGAAUGCUACGCCAUUGAACAGAAUUCGUAAGGUAUUUUUAAACGCAAUUUCUGAUUGGCCAAUAGCGACACACCUCCGACAGAACCGCAUCGUUUCGCACAAAAUUACUCUGAUAUUAUCGUAUCGGUUUCAAUGGCGGAUAAUACAAUUGAAAGACCGACGGAAAAAUAAAAAGUAAAUAUUGCGUGUAGCAGAUGAUACUGACGGUGCAAUGCAGUCCUUUAAGAUGAAGUUUACAGUCAUAUUUAUUGCAUUGAUCAGCAUAGCAUAUGGAGCCAACCACUUCUGCUGGAGCGUGGACCGAAUAGCAGAUGAGGUCAUCAAACACACGGACACGAAUGGCGACGGUAUACUUUCUUCUGGUGAACUCAAAGCGGAACUGAUUUCUGAAUGGGAUUUGUCCAACACGUCUUGUUUGUCCUACCACGAGUUUACUGCAAACUGGGUUUUGAAGUUCCAUGAUCAUCACGACACUGCGCAUGCGUUCUUCAACACACUGGACACUUCCAAAGACAAGCAGUUGUGUGAAAAUGAAGUGACUGCUCACAUAGGGCAGUACGAUACGAACCCAAGUAGAGUACAGUUUUAA